Lycium ferocissimum is the source of this 1078-nucleotide messenger RNA. RefSeq lists its product as uncharacterized. The record is from RefSeq and is a predicted model, not a curated record. Bases 1 to 672 code for a protein of 223 amino acids. NCBI's taxonomy places the organism in Eukaryota, Viridiplantae, Streptophyta, Magnoliopsida, Solanales, Solanaceae. The transcript is spliced from 6 exons.
AUGGCUUCGUUAACAAAUCUAAGUUACAUUUCAUUCCAAUACAAAAACCCUAGCAGAUUCUCUACAAUGUUUCGCGUUACAGCUGAUUCUACUGCUCCUAAAGCUAGAUUUAUUGCUCGACGUAAAGAGUCAUUAUCUGUUAAGCAACUUCAACGUCCGUUAAGGGAGUAUAUGAGCUUGCCAGCGAGCCAAUACUCGGUGUUGGAUGCGGAGAGGAUUGAACGAGUGGAUGAUAGUACGUUCAGGUGUUACGUGUAUAGGUUCAAGUUCUUUGCAUUUGAAGUUUGUCCUGUUUUGUUGGUUAGAGUUGAGGAGCAGCCUGAUGGAUGUUGUAUCAAGCUGUUGUCUUGCAAGCUAGAGGGAUCUCCUAUUGUGGUCGCCCAAAAUGAUAAAUUUGAUGCUUCUAUGGUGAACAAAAUAUCUUAUGACAGCAAGCGAAGUGACUCACCUUUGCAGCAGCUGACUUCAGAUGCUGUUAUUGAGGUUAACAUUGAAAUUCCCUUUGCAUUUCAAGCAAUUCCAGUGCCGGCAAUUGAAUCAACUGGUGCUCAGGUCCUAGAUCAGAUACUAAAGAUCAUGCUUCCUAGGUUUAUGGCACAGCUAGUGAAGGACUAUCAAGCUUGGGCUUCAGGUGACACUUCAAGGCAGCCUCUAGGAACUGGUCAGAUUUGAGACAGCAAGAGUCGUGUCGUCCUACGAAGUCUCAUUGGUUGCUUAUGUAAUUUAUAAUUGCAAGAGAGCAGGAAGUUCUUUGGUGGCAACAAAUAUUCUCCGCUAGUUUCUCUAUAUCAAGCAGAGACUUUGAUUUUCUCAACUUAUAUGCUCGGUUAGUGGAUAAAAUCGCAGCCCUAAAUCUCAGUUCAGGCAUGUGUUCCUACCAAGAUCAACCAUAAAUGUGUAGAAAAAUAUGGAUGGAUAAUCUGUGUAUGUAUUGAUUUUUUGUUGCCAGAUUACAUCUUUAAGCCCUUGCAUAAGAGGUGAAUACUCAUGAACCGAAUUCGAUCAAAUUAUUUUCUUCAUAUAUUUGGUGUUAAGACAGUAUCCGGCUGCCGUUUAUGUAGGAGUUGUUACACUCAAA